AUGGCAGAAUUCACUCAUGAAAGUACGGAAAGCCAGGAGGAAGAGGAACUACAGGAGGAAGUGCUAGAUUUCGCACCAGCCGCAUUGGAUGACUCUCUGCCAGAGGUAGAAGAUCCUUUGCAGGAAAUAAAUUUGGGAACAGAGGAGGAUCCAAGGCCAACCUUCAUAAGCGCACUAUUAAAAGAGCCACUUAAGAAUGAACUCGUUGCACUUCUACAAGAGUUCAAAGAUUGUUUUGCUUGGCAUUAUCACGAGAUGCCAGGAUUAGACAGGGAAUUGGUAGAACACAAGCUACCAAUCAAAGAGGGAUACCUUCCAGUCAAACAGGCCAGAAGAAGAAUGUCCAUGGACACAGAACUGAAAGUCAAAGAAGAAAUAGAAAGGCUGCUCAAAGCAGGAUUCAUCAGGCCUGCCAUCUAUGCUGAUUGGCUAGCUAACAUUGUACCAGUUCUAAAAAGGAAAACUGGGGCAGUCAGAAUCUGCGUGGAUUACAGAAACCUGAAUGAAGCCUCUCCCAAGGAUGAAUACCCUAUGCCAAUGGCAGACAUGCUAGUAGAUGGAGCUGCCCACAACCAGAUGCUAUCUUUUAUGGAUGGCAACGCAGGUUACAAUCAGAUCAUGAUGGCAGAAGAAGACAUCCACAAGACAGCCUUCAUGUGUCCAGGGCAUAUAGGUGCUUUUGAAUACACUGUAAUGCCUUUUGGCUUGAGAAAUGCAGGGGCUACCUAUCAAAGGGCAAUGAAUUCUGUUUUCCACGAUAUGAUAGGGCAUUCCUUGGAAGUGUAUAUUGAUGAUGUUGUGAUCAAAUCACCAGAGGAGGGAAACCACAUGACAAAUCUAAGAAGAGCAUUCCUCAGAAUGAGGCAACAUAAACUGAAAAUGAACCCAAAGAAGUGCGUUUUUGGAGUUCAAGCGGGAAAUUUCCUAGGAUUCUUGGUCCACCAAAGAGGCAUAGAGAUCGACAAGAACAAAGCAAAAUCCAUCAUAGAAGCUUUACCGCCUAGGAACAAGAAAGAAUUGCAAAGUCUCUUAGGAAAAAUUAAUUUUUUAAGGAGAUUUAUAUCCAAUUCUGCAGGAAAGAUCCAGCCUUUCUCUUCUUUGUUAAGAUUGAAACAGGAACAAACCUUUAAGUGGGAAGAACAACACCAGCAAGCUUUUGAGGAAAUCAAGCAUUACCUCUCAAAUCCACCAGUUCUGUCCCCGCCGAAGAGAGGCAGGCCACUCAAGCUCUAUAUAUCUGCAUCAGAAGUAUCCAUUGGAAGUUUAUUGGUUCAGGAUAACAAGGAAGGAAAGGAACAGGCGGUUUACUACCUAAGCAGAACUCUGACAGAAGUGGAAAGGAAAUAUUCUGCAAUUGAGAGACUUUGCCUAGCCCUUGUACUUCACUGCUAUCUGAUCAAAUACAUGCUGACAAGACCAAUGCUGAGAGGCAGAAUUGGAAAAUGGACCUUGGCCUUGACAGAAUUUGCCUUCAGAUAUGUCCCUCAGAAAGCCGUCAAAGGACAAGCUGUGGCAGACUUCCUAGCAGAUCAUCCCGGAGAGGAGAUUGAAAAUAUGGACUCUUUAGACAUAGCAAAUGCAGAUCUAUUAACCAGAGCUCACACCUGCCUCAACAAUCCUAUCUACUCAGUCAUCUUACACCUUGGAAGAAUUGUUUUGGAAGAACCACUUGGAAUCAGACACUGCUACUCUUUCCAAUUAGAUUUCCAAUGCACCAACAAUAGGGCAGAAUAUGAGGCCUUAAUCAUUGGCUUGGAAAUGCUGGUAGAAUUAGGAAUCCAGUCUGUGGAAAUCCUGGGAGAUUCCAUGCUGGUUCUAAAACAAAUUGCUGGGGAAUACAAGUGCCUAAGCCCUUCUCUGGCUGUCUACUUGGUGGCAGCUAGGAAUCUUCUGACAGAAUUCAGAGAGGCCACUUGGGAACAUAUCCCAAGGGAAGAAAAUUUUGCAGCCAAUGAAUUGGCCCAGGUGGCAACAGGCAUACAAAUACCCGAAGACUGUGUACAAAGAAUCAUCAAGAUAGGAAAGAAAAGCUUACCAUCGGUUCUGGCCAGGGGGAUGGAGAUAGAUGUCAACUCUGCCACAAUCACUGAAGAUGAUUGGAGGAAUCCUAUCAUGACCUAUCUACGAUAUCCAACUUUGCCCUCUGAGAAGAAAGUCAGAAUCAUGGCUUUAAACUACCUUAUGUGGAAUGAAGAUUUGGUCCGAAAGAGUAAGGAUGAGGUGCUUUUAAGGUGCCUCGGGAAGAAAGAAUACAUGAAAGUUAUGGGGGAAACCCAUGAAGGAAUCUGUGGAGCACAUCAAGGUGGGAAGAAAAAUGUGCUGGUUAAUUAG
Molecule: messenger RNA, 2331 nt
Organism: Prunus armeniaca (apricot)
Lineage: Eukaryota; Viridiplantae; Streptophyta; Magnoliopsida; Rosales; Rosaceae
Source: the annotation of a GenBank genome assembly